ACGAAUUCGAGAUUCAUGUUAGAACCAGUUUCACCAAAGCAGAACACGGUAUAUAGAUUUUUUGCGUCCAGCAUAUAUGUGAGACAAGUUGAGUACGUUUAUUUUCAUCGAAAUACUGGUCGCCAUGUCCGGUGCGACCUGCCCGAUGGUGUGCCGGGAGUUGCUUUGUGCUCAACGGUAUAUUUAAGAGUGGUUUCAGCGCACCGUAAACUCACUCGACAUCGUACCGUUCACCAGAAAGCUGUGUUCAACGGCUCGAUCAUGCACACAUCUGUAAAGUGUUUGACACUCCUGCUGGGGGUGGCAGCUGCCUCUCUUGGCCCUUUCGAAGAACUCUACACUUGGAAGCAGCUCGACUUUCAAUUCCCAACUUCCAAUGCUCGGGAGGCAGCGAUCGCCUCUGGUGACUUUGUUCAGAUCAACAACCUUCCGGUAGGCAUUGAAAUCUGGAAGGACAAGUUAUUCGUCACAGUACCGAGAUGGAAGAAGGGAGUUCCCUCGAAUUUAAAUUACAUCUCACUGUCGAACACAACCGGUAACAAAUCACCAGCCCUAACUCCCUACCCAGAUUGGGAGACGAACGACAUUCACCAAACCGGAAAAGAGUCCAUAGUCAACAUCUUCCGGCUGGCGGUGGAUUCCUGCGAUCGCUUAUGGGGUAUUGACGCAGGUUCCGACGACAUUCUGGGCGAAGGUGCCUUGGUUGCUCCGGUUCAGCUGAUCGUGAUCGAUCUGAAGACUGACCAAGUCAUUCGACGUUACCGUCUCACCGACGCUGACCAGAGGUUCGAGUCCUUCUUUGCCAAUCUGGUCGUCGACGUGGAGGCUGAUGCCUGCGAUCAGGCCUUCGCUUACGUCUCUGACCUCGGUGCCAACGGUCUGGUUGUCUACAGCUGGGAAAAGAACAAGUCGUGGAGAGUCGACCACAACUUUUUUGCGUUUGACCCUCUGCACGGUGACUUCAACGUCAGUGGAAUCAACUUCCAGUGGACCGAUGGGAUCUUCGGCCUUGCUCUGAGCCCGUUACGGAGUGACGGCUCCAAAAGCUUGUAUUUCCACGCCUUGGCCUCAAUCACCGAGUUCGAGGUGUCAACGACUGUUUUGAAAGACGAAGUACUGGCAACUUCGAACGGGAAUUAUUACCACUUCAAGAGACUCGGUUACAAGGGUGAGCUCAGUCAGUGUACGGCAUCUGUGAUGGAUUGGAAAAGCGGAGUGGCUUUCUUCGCAGCUGUGAACAGAGACGGGAUCGCAUGUUGGAACACGAAGAAGUCGCUGGAUCAGUCCAGCUUCCGUCUUGUUGCCGAAGACCACGACGCUCUAGUGUUCCCGAACGAUAUCAAGAUCGCCCAAGAUACCAGACAGCUCUACGUUAUCUCUGACAAAAUGCCACUGUUUCAAUAUGCCAACAUAGAUCCUCAGCAGAUCAAUUAUCGUAUUCUCAAAGCACCCGUCGAUGAAGCGGUAAAGACUUGUCUGUAAGGGGUUGAUAUUCAUCCAAUCACUAGAUGAAGUCUAUAAGAGUCACACGGAAAGUUUACGAAUUAAGAAAGUGUUUUACAGUUAAAAAAAUAUCUGAUGGUAAGCCAAGUUGAGGUAAUGUCGUAUUGCAUAGGAUGCAAAAAAUAAGCAUUGUUCGUGAAUAAUUACUAUACAAGCUGAUUGCACUCGGUUGAAAAAAUAUGUAAAAUUGUUUGGUGCGAUGAAGUGAUUCUCGAUUCCAAACGUUAGUUUACUAGGAUUUUACUAGCAACAAAUCUCGGAAAUCCUUAUCCAUUUUCGUAUAAGCAGUAUCAACGUAAUAUAGAACACGGUAU
Neodiprion fabricii is the source of this 1817-nucleotide messenger RNA. It is a transcript of the gene Y-f, whose product is annotated as protein yellow-like. Lineage: Eukaryota; Metazoa; Arthropoda; Insecta; Hymenoptera; Diprionidae. The transcript is spliced from 6 exons. Gene Ontology annotation, cellular component: extracellular region. The record is from RefSeq and is a predicted model, not a curated record. The coding region runs from base 16 to 1482 and encodes 488 amino acids.